Messenger RNA from Ahaetulla prasina, 5356 nucleotides. RefSeq names its product septin 4 (gene SEPTIN4). The transcript is spliced from 12 exons. The record is from RefSeq and is a predicted model, not a curated record. Gene Ontology annotation, molecular function: molecular adaptor activity; GTPase activity; GTP binding. Gene Ontology annotation, cellular component: synaptic vesicle; septin ring; cell division site. NCBI's taxonomy places the organism in Eukaryota, Metazoa, Chordata, Lepidosauria, Squamata, Colubridae. The coding region runs from base 338 to 1597 and encodes 419 amino acids. Gene Ontology annotation, biological process: regulation of exocytosis; cytoskeleton-dependent cytokinesis.
UGCGGCUCUUUUCCCUCCAGGCUGCUGCUGCGGUGCUGUAGCUUCGAGGCUCCCCCUCCCGUCCGGUCCCAGUCACAUGCCUGCCUGCAACCUCCGUUAAUCCUGCGGCCGGCCUGAGACUGACAGAGCGAGCCGAACAGCUUCACCUGGCGGCGCGGCGGGGACCGGAGCCGCCGAUUUGUUGCCCCUGCAGUGGAUAAAGCACUUUCUGAAGGAAGACUCAGAAGAAGCUGAGCUGGUCCAGUUCCUUAACGAUUCCCCAACAGAAAAGACCUUCCACCGGGUGAAGCCAGAAGCCACCCAUCAGGAGAAAAGAUCCAGUCCAGGCGGGACUGAAAUGUUCCCUAGUGCUGCAAUCCAGGCCAUUCCCAAAGAUGCCUUGGAGGAAAAGGAGCAGAAGGCCUUCUACCGCCCUCACCCUCUAGACUUGAAACAGCAACACAUGGCUGCUCCAGCACCGCCAAGUCCAUCCCGUCCCAGAAGCCCCUGGGGCAGGCUUGACCCCUAUGAAUCGGAUGAGGAUGAUAAAGAGUAUGUGGGAUUUGCAACACUUCCUAAUCAGGUCCAUCGGAAAUCUGUGAAAAAAGGAUUUGAUUUCACACUAAUGGUUGCAGGAGAAUCUGGGCUGGGGAAGUCCACUCUGGUGAACAGCCUUUUUCUUACAGAUCUAUACAAAGAUCGCAAACACUUAAAUGCAGAAGAGCGGAUUGUCCAAACGGUGGAGAUUACCAAGCAUGUGGUAGACAUAGAGGAGAAAGGAGUGAAACUUCGCUUGACCAUCGUGGACACACCAGGCUUUGGAGAUGCUGUAAACAACACAGAAUGUUGGAAGCCUGUGGCUGAUUAUAUAGAUCAGCAAUUUGAGCAGUAUUUCCGGGAUGAAAGUGGCCUUAACCGGAAAAAUAUUCAAGACAACCGUGUCCAUUGCUGCCUCUACUUCAUCUCUCCUUUUGGUCACGGUUUGCGACCUCUGGAUGUUGAAUUCAUGAAAGCUCUCCAUCAACGUGUGAACAUUGUUCCUGUCUUAGCCAAGGCUGACACACUCAUGCCCUCCGAGGUGGAACGAAUGAAGUGCAAGAUUCGUGACGAAAUUGAUCGGUUUGGGAUCCGGAUCUAUCAGUUCCCUGAUUGUGAUUCAGACGAAGAUGAGGAAUUCAAGCAGCAGGACGAAGCACUCAAAGACAGCAUCCCCUUCGCUGUGAUUGGCAGUAAUACCAUUGUGGAGAUGAAAGGCAAGCGGAUCCGGGGGAGGCUGUACCCUUGGGGGAUCGUUGAAGUGGAGAACCCAAUGCAUUGUGACUUUGUCAAGCUGCGCACCAUGCUGGUAAGGACCCAUAUGCAGGACCUGAAGGACGUGACUCGGGAGACCCACUAUGAAAACUAUCGGGCUCAGUGUAUUCAGAGCAUGACUCGCAUGGUGGUGAAAGAGCGGAAUCGCAACAAGCUAACCCGAGAAAGUGGGACUGAUUUCCCCAUCCCAACUACGCCCACAGUGCCAGACUCGGAGACAGAGAAACUGAUCCGGGAGAAGGAUGAGGAGUUACGAAAACUGCAGGAAAGGUUGCAGAAAAUCCAACAGCAGAUGGAAGAUUCAUAGUAAUCAUAAAUUGCCCCCCCUCCCCCUGAAUAUUUUUUGUCCCUGCUGGCUGGCAUCCUUCCAAAGCAGAAAAUGUUUACAUCCCUCUGAAUUUCACCCCAUCUCCAGUACCUGGUCCUUGUCAAACAUAAAUUGCUGCAAUGAUCGCCUUAAAACCAAAGUUCUACAAUUACUUACCCCUCUAAGAAAUGAGAAACUCCGAAAGGCUUCAAGAUGCUCCUGCAACCUUCUAACAUGCGGGAAAUUUUCCUUUCUCAAUCCCGUCUAGCUACUGAUCAUCGUUGUGAUUUUUCUGUAGCUUGCAGAGACGAACUAUUCUGCAAUCACAGCACUGAAAGGAAACUUAACUCUCAUCUGACAGGCAGACUACGAUAAUUUGUACCAGCAAACUGUGGUUGACAAGAUUCUGCUCAGAUUCCUUUCUAACCCAGUCGUAAAAAAGAUGCAAGUGACAAAAAAAGUAGGCACACACCAAAACACAAGAUAUUCUCUCCAAGUCCGUCUUGAAAUUAUUGGCAAAAAUAUAUGCACACAAGAGAUGAAAUGACAAAAUUCCGAUCUAUAAGAUGGUAAAACGGAGAAUAUUCAGAUGUUGGGAAUGCUUUAAAACAAAUCCUUCUAGUCAGCAAUUAACUUUCUCAUGAUUUGUCCCCUUGAAAUGAAUGGGAGCUGCCGGAAUCUUGCACUGAGAAACUUUUAACUGAAUUAAAUAACACGAGCACUCCCUUUGCAAAAACUCUUGUUCUGUUUUAUAUUUAUCUCCUUAUAAGCGAGAGUCAAAACAUGGGAGUUAUUAUAGUUUUUGCAAGCUAUUAAUUUUAUUUAAGUUUUUCAAGCUAUUUAUCAAAGUUACACAAUGUAAGCCGCCCUGAGUCUUCGGAGAAGGGCGGGAUAUAAAUGUAAAUUUAAAAAAAAAAGUAAAAUAAAAUUAAAUUUACUGUCCCAUGCACAGCCAAGCAUACCCAGCUGCUGGUAGACGUGCAAAGCAACCAAGCUUCUUGCAAGCAAUAUUCAGUUUCAUUCAAAAUUGUUCCUUCCCAUGUGUCUUAAAUGACUGUGUUGCUUUUGUGAAUAUGUAUCAGCUCAUACCCUCAAUCAAGAGAAACCUAAAUUAGGACUUUUCAGCAGGUGGAUCUUGUAAUGUGUGGCUUAUUCCAAAUGGAAAUUUUCCUAAAAGUCUGAAAAAAAUGCCUGGCACUCUUCCCCUCUUUGGAGGGUCAGAAUCUGCAUGCUGCUGCUCUUAUGGGGAUCAGUCUUCUAAAUCUGCUAAAAAUUUUCCGUCUCUGCCGAUGAUGCAUGCUGCCGUUAAUGCUUUGAAAGAAGAUCCCAGAGAACAAAGCUACACAUCUUCCUCAGACCAGCUGAUCAGUUGCUUACAGAAAAGUUGGUGAGAUACGCUCAAAAAAAGAGAAACAGCCAACCCAUCCACUCUUCUAGGUCUUCCUCACUUCAAGGCUGUUCAAAAGGACCACCAGAACCCCUGAUGGGCAAUCACGGCAGCAAGGCAUUUUCCUCUUUCAAGGAGUGGUGCCGAUGGAAAGUGCCCUGCGAAAACCAAGGUGAUCGAUCUCACUGGAGAUAUGGGUGCAACCCCAUGAAAGGCACCUCUGCAGUUCCAGUUUGGAGCUGAAGGAUGGAUGGGACCCUCAUUAAACAGGCCUUUUCUCCCUGUAGGGUCCACAAUGAAAGAGAAGCAGAGGAUAGAGAGGAAUUCAAAGUGCAAGCGAGUAGGCUGGGACACAAACCUGUUGGAGCAAAAAGAUGAUGCUUCUGAAUAAAGCUAACAAUCUUUCAUUUGUAGGCCAGCACAGCAUGAGAACAUGCUGGAUCAGACCAAAGCUCUCAUGUUAGUAGCAAUGAUAAUUAGUGGUGUCUUUCCUCUAGCCAUGAAGGCUCCCUAGGAGUCAAUUGUUGAUAGAUACCUGUUAGUACCAUUCUGUCUUAUCCUCUUUUCUAAGAAGCUGCCUGUCAUAAUAGCUGCCACAAUGUCAAUGAAUCCAGAUCCAAAACAGACUUGUAAGUUGGGCCAAGAAUAGCAGAAUAUUGGUUAUUUUCUCUAGAAGGUUCAGAAGCCACUGGGCAUCAUAGAACCAUCUGUAUAGCAACUAUUAUUAACAUAACCUGCAGAAACUUCUGAUUAAAGAAAGGCCCCAAAAUUGCAGGUCUUGAAAUAAGAAAUCCUUAGAUUUUAACCAGUCCUUUCUACCCAGCUCCAAAUGCAAUAGGAUUGCCAACUGACCAGAGUGAGGGAAAAGCCUAGCCUUAGCCUAGCGUAACCUGGCCUGCUUCUGUGCUUUAAAGAUAUCUUGAUAUACAUAAACAUGCUUUUCAUUGCAUGGAGGAAAUAUUACUACUUGCUAGUAUUGGUAGAGCAAACUGCUAUUACAGAGGCUGACCCCAUACUCUUGGCUUCAAUAUUUAUAGAGGUGCUUCCAGUUAAGGCUUUUCUUGUGCAAUUAACCUGGUUUAUUUGUGCAAUAUUAGGGGGGGGGGAUGAGAAUGUAAUUUUCACUAGUAAACACCUUGUAUUUCUCUUCCAUUUUCCCCCUAUAAUGUGAAGGAAAACUGGGAAUGGGGAAGCUUUUGAUUGGUGCUGUUAAGCUGUCCUCUAUCUGAAACAAUAAUUGUUAUCUUCCUAUUGUGAUAUUGUGAUGCUAUCAUUUGAUGUACUUAUUCUUAAUUACUGAUUACUUUUUAUUAUUUAUUUAUCCUCCAGGAUAUAUAGGUGGCAUUUGCACUUCUGAAUUGUUUACAUAGAUGAAGGCAAAUACCUGCUCUAAAGCAGGGGUCUCCAACCGUGGCAACUUUAAGCCUGACGGACUUCAACUCCCAGAAUUCUGGAAGUUGAAGUCUGCCAGGCUUAAAGUUGCCAAGGUUGGAGACCCCUGCUCUAAAGUAUCACUAUUUAUAACCUUAUUUAAACAUCAUUUUAUUAUUUCCUAUCGAGGCAUAGUGAAAGCUGAAGCAGCCGUCCACAAGGAUGCCCAUUAACACAUGUAGAUAAGCGAUUUCCACCCUUUGCUUCAGUCCAACUUCUGUAUUGCAUACAAGGAGGACUGUUCUUGUGCCAUAACUGAAAGUGCAGAAAACUAAAGGAAGUAGGCCCAAAAUUAUCUUUUCUUUUCUGUCUUUAAGUUUCUAACCUUCAUGUCGUGAAGAUAAGCUGCUGUGGUUAGAUGCUAAGCAUAAAACAUGAUGGCUAGUAGAUGUAGUGCUGGGAUUCUGGAAUGCAUACAGUAGUAUGUGGGGGGGAGGUUUUAAUACAUUCAGGAAGGUAUUUGCAACUAUGUGUUAGAAACCUUGUCCCUUUUUAAGUGUAUUGCAUCACAACGUGUAAAAAAGAGGCAGGGCUUUGAACACACAAUUGAGGAGUUUGCUUUUUUAACUCCUCUCCCUCUUCUCUCCCGUCCCAUGGAUGCUCCUGAAUGCAUAGUAUUGUGUGCUCUCAACAAUCCUUCCAAAACAUUGUAUUCCUUUAUUCUCACUGCCUUAAUUGCUGGGUUAGUCCCAGGAGUAACAAAAGAUGAGUGUGUGUGAGAGAGUUGUAGGAUGUUUAGGAACCCCCAAACAGCAUUUCUGCUUUUAUUCAUUCAUUUUUCAAAUCUUGAUAUUUUCCUAUAAAAAAAGAGAAAAAUUCUAUCUGUUGUCUGGGGCUGGGAAAUAUUUAUUGAAAGGUUGUAAAAUAUAUAUAUAUAUAAGUUUAUACAUUCUAGUAGUUUAUUUUUUAAUCCCACCAAUAAAAGUAGCUAAUUUCAAUGA